Molecule: messenger RNA, 705 nt
Organism: Blumeria graminis f. sp. triticale
Lineage: Eukaryota; Fungi; Ascomycota; Leotiomycetes; Helotiales; Erysiphaceae
Source: the annotation of a GenBank genome assembly
AUGGUGGAGCCCAAGAAAACUGUAUCUGGUGUAUCCGACACUGAUUUUCGAAAAAAAUACGAUAGGGCCGAGUAUGCGGCAAAAGCCUUUGAACGUGAAGCCAAAGAAAAAGAGGAAGGCAAAGCGCGAUAUGAAGCCAAACUUGCCGGCAAGAAAUACUACGCGCCCCUCACCGGAAACGAAGCCCUCACGCAGGCCCGGGCUGCGCGGCUCGAUGUGGCCAGCAACGUAGGAAAGACAGUGCUUCUACCUGCGGGUGCCGCAACUGGCAAGAGAGGAAGGGGAGCUGGUUUCUACUGCAAAGAUUGCGAUUUGACAUUCAAAGACAACUUACAAUGGGUGGAGCAUGAGAAUAGUAUGCAACAUCUAAGAGCUAUCGGACAGACUGGUGAGGUCAAACGAGCUACAGCAGAAGAAGUACAUGAUCGUAUCACACGGAUAUGGGAUAUGAUUAUAGAAGAAAAAAAAGGCGAUGUGAAAACUCUUGAUGAAAGACUGGAGCUUAGAAAGGAAGAAGAAGAUCGACAACGAGAGGAAAGAAGACAGAAGAGGAAAGAUCUUGUUGAAAAAAAGAAGAUGGAGAAGGAGCUUGAAGUCAAGAUUAAGACAGAAUAUGGUGAAGAUGUUCGUAUAGAAGGAGAACAUGAUGAAGAUGAUAUGAUGGAAAUAAUGGGAAUCGGUGGAUUUGGUUCAUCCAAGAAAUGA